GCAGUGCGCAUGCGUAAUUUAAUUGCCUAAACGUCAAGCAAAAAAUGAGCUUAGAGGUUUAUCCGGAGUCGUACGACUAUGAACAAACUCUUAUGUAUGGCAAGUUCACGAGUGAACUGCGUGACUUUGCUCGUACUGAAACGCUCAAAAUGCGAAGAGAGCGAGCUGAGCGUCGGUUAGAAGAACAAAAGCCGCAGUCAUCCAAUGGAGUGUGGAGAGCAAUCAAGAAGUUUGUGGUAACACAGAUUGGAGAAGACUGGCUUUUUCUUCUUAUCAUCGGUGUCAUAAUGGCUCUUUUAAGCUUUACAUUAGACUAUUUAAUAGAAAAAUCGCAGCAAGCACAUGUUUGGUUAUAUAAAAGUUUAACUGAAAUCGUAAUAGUUCAGUAUCUUAUAUGGAUUACGUUUCCUCUCGUUUUUAUCUCAUUUGCGGUCGGAUUCACAAAUUUAGUAUCCGUCAAUGCCAUAGGUUCUGGUAUUCCAGAAAUGAAGACUGUCUUGAGAGGCAUUCAGCUGACUCAGUAUCUAUCUGUGAGAACAUUUUUGGCUAAGACAAUUGGAUUGAUAGCAGCUUUGGGAAGUGGAAUACCUCUUGGAAAAGAAGGACCAUUCGUACAUAUUGCCAGCAUUGUUGGAGCACAACUUUCAAAGUUUUUGACUCAUUUCUCCAGCGUAUUCAAUAAUGAAGCUCACAACAAUGAGUUGCUUGCUGCUGCUGCUGCUGUUGGUGUGGCGUGUAACUUUGCAGCACCCAUUGGAGGUGUGUUGUUCAGCAUUGAAGUAACAGCCACUUACUUUGCGGUUCGAAACUAUUGGCGAGGGUUUUUUGCAGCAGUUUGUGGAGCGUUUCUAUUCCGGCUUGCUUCAGUUUUUGUAAAAGAUGAAGAGACAAUCACGGCUCUUUUUAACACUGGAUUUCGGGCUGAGUUCCCGUUUGAUGUAAAUGAAGAAGCACUAAAUUCAUUCCUAGGGGUUGUGAGUGGCUUUGGAGGGGCCUUGUUUGUGUACUUUCAUCGUCGUGUUGUUGAAAUAAGGAGAAAGUACAGGAACAAGACACGUUUCUUGGAGAAGAGUCGCUUCAUCUAUCCUUUGAUUGUUGUGUUUGUAAUAUCAACGCUUGAGUUUCCAGGAGGAUUUGGGAAGUUUAUGGCUGGAGAGCUGACACAAAAGCAAACUAUAGAUCAAUUGUUUUCAAAUUUCACUUGGUCAGCUGAAGGUGCACUUGAUAAAGCCCAAGAUAAUGUUGUCCAGUUUUGGAACAAGCCGAAUGUUUACGUCAGUCUUGUUUUAUUCACCACCAUCAAAUUUAUUACGUCUGCGAUUUCUGUGUCACUUCCUGUUCCAACCGGAGUAUUUUUUCCAGUCUUUGUUGUUGGUGCUGGAUUUGGUAGGAUAGUUGGUGAAGCAAUGACCACAUGGUUUCCUAAUGGGAUCAAAGGCUCUGGUGAAAUUAUUCCGGGUGGUUAUGCUGUUGUUGGUGCAGCUGCCAUGUCUGGUGCAGUGACACAUACGAUUUCGACGUCAGUCAUUGUGUUUGAGCUGACUGGACAGAUUACACACAUCUUACCUGUGAUGAUUGCUGUUCUGAUUGCCAAUGCCAUUGCUCAAUACUUGCAGCCAUCAUUCUACGACAGCAUAAUACAGAUCAAGCAGUUACCGUACUUGCCUGAUCUUAAGCGUGGAAGGGUGUAUGAUAUCAUGGUGAAGGAUAUUAUGAAGCAUCGACUCUUUUUUGUGACCUACACGUCAUCUUAUGCUGACCUUAAGUCAAUGCUGCACAAAUCGGACUUGCGAUCAUUUCCAAUUGUGGACUCUCCAGAUUCGAUGAUUCUAUUGGGAUCUGUUCAGAGACAGAAUUUGCAACAGUUAUUGUUUUUCCACAGAAACAAGUGGACGGCAGAGCAAGAAAAAGCUGCAGUCCAAGUGGUUUUGAAUACUCCGGAUAGUGGUCUGCGUGUGUCAUCUGCUGAUUGUCUUACUGUGCCACAAGAAGUGCCUGAUUCUCCUACAUCAUCAGGAGCUGCUUCACCCAGUUCUCCGCACAUGGUGGGAUCAUCUACCUUGAAACGACUAGGAGGACGAGUAACUUCAUUAUUGAGACGGUCCUCUUCACCAAUGCCUACUGAAGAACUAACCAAUGUUCACACAAUGAGUGGCAAGACAUUGACGGAUCAACAGAUUGAGGAAGAAGAAUGGCCUUGUGACUUCCUGCAAACACCAGUUGACUUCAGUGACUGCCAAAUAGAUGCAUCGCCCUUUCAGUUGGUUGAAAGAACAUCAUUGCACAAGGCACACAGUCUGUUUGCCUUACUGGGUCUAUCUCACUCAUAUGUGACAUCUAUUGGUCGUCUUAUCGGAGUGGUGGCCUUGAAAGAGCUAACUGAAGCAAUUGAAGGUGCACAUAAGGGCGAAUCUAGGAGACAAGAAGCCGAGCCACCAUCUCUUGCCAUAAGCGAUGCAGAUGAAACGACUGCUUCAGAGACUUUUGAGCUGCGACCAUUGAAUGGAAGUUUUGCAUAGAUAAAUCUUUUGUAGAUUGAUGGUCCCUUCCUUUACUACAAUGUUGUACAGUGCAAAAUUUCCUAAGGCUGAUGCGCACGCAACAGCAUCCUGCAUGCUGUAAAUAUUACCAGGAUUGCUGUCUUUUUGUUAGUUUGGAUAUUGAAAUAUUACUGUUUGGUUUAUAUAAUAAGAGGGUGAGAAAGUA
Messenger RNA from Corticium candelabrum, 2706 nucleotides. RefSeq names its product chloride channel protein 2-like. Gene Ontology annotation, cellular component: plasma membrane. The transcript has 25 exons. Lineage: Eukaryota; Metazoa; Porifera; Homoscleromorpha; Homosclerophorida; Plakinidae. Gene Ontology annotation, biological process: chloride transport; transmembrane transport. Gene Ontology annotation, molecular function: voltage-gated chloride channel activity. The coding region runs from base 45 to 2519 and encodes 824 amino acids. The record is from RefSeq and is a predicted model, not a curated record.